Molecule: messenger RNA, 1305 nt
Organism: Cryptosporidium muris RN66
Lineage: Eukaryota; Apicomplexa; Conoidasida; Eucoccidiorida; Cryptosporidiidae
Product: MIT domain-containing protein
Exons: 1
Coding region: 1-1305 (434 amino acids)
Biological process (GO): vacuole organization; endosomal transport
Molecular function (GO): ATP hydrolysis activity; ATP binding
Source: RefSeq, a predicted model, not a curated record
AUGGAUGAAAUGAUGAAUAAAACAAUGGAACUAAUCCAACAAGGAUCUAAAAAAGAAAAUUGUGGUGAAUAUCAAGAAGCUUUGGAUUUAUAUUUGAUGGCAUUACAACGUUGGAAUCAUAUGUGUAAAUAUCAAACUGAUCUGAAAAUAAAAAAUAUUCUUAUUUCUAGAAUGGAACAAUUAGUUACUAGAGCUGAAAAUAUAAAAAAAGUACUUAAUAAUAAUUCUGAAGGUAAUAAAUAUACUAUAGAUAUAAAUAAUAAAAAUAAUACAAGUAGUAGUAAUGAUCAACUUAGGGAAAUGAUUACUAAUUGUAUUGUUGUAGAAAGUCCUAAUAUAUAUUGGAAUGAUAUAGCAGGAUUAAUAACAGCUAAAGCUUCAUUAAAGGAAGCUGUUUUACUUCCUAUAAAAUUUCCUCAACUUUUUAAAGGUAAUCUAAAACCAUGGAAAGGUAUUUUGUUAUAUGGACCUCCUGGAACAGGAAAAACUUAUUUAGCUAAAGCUUGUGCUACUGAACUUAAUGGUACUUUUUUAACUUUAUCAAGUGCAGAUUUAACAAGUAAAUGGCAAGGUGAAUCAGAAAAAUUAAUAAAAUCUCUUUUUGAUAUUGCAAGAGAAAAGGCACCAUCUAUUAUAUUUAUUGAUGAAGUUGAUAGUUUAUGUAGUAGUAGAAAUGAUCAAGAAAAUGAAUCUAGUAGACGUAUAAAAACUGAAUUUUUAGUUCAAAUGGAUGGAAUUAAUAGUGGAAUAUUAGAUAAUAAUAAAUCUAUACUUGUUUUAGGUGCAACUAAUGUACCAUGGGAUUUAGAUAUUGCUAUAAGGAGAAGAUUUGAAAGACGUAUAUAUAUACCAUUACCUGAUUAUUCUGCUAGAAAACAAAUUAUAUUGCAAGGACUUAAAGAUACUAAUCAUAAUUUAACAGAUGAUGAUAUUUCUUAUAUUUCUGAACAAACUAAUGGUUUUAGUGCUAGUGAUGUUUCAAUUUUAAUUAAAGAUACAUUAUUUGAACCUAUAAGAAAAUGUAGUAAUUCUAAAUGGUUUAAAAGAAUUGAAAAAUAUAAUGAAAAAGAAUCUACAUAUUUUUGGACUCCAUAUUCACCAAAUUAUACAGAUCAAGAAGAUAUUAAUAAUGGAAAUAUUAAACAAAUGUCUUUAUAUGAUAUACCAAAUAAUCAAUUAUUACCACCUAUUUUAACAAAACAAGAUCUAAUUAAUGUCCUUUCGAAAUCUAAGUCUUCAAUUUCUAUAAGUGAUAUAUCAAAAUAUGAAGAUUGGACAAAAUUAUUUGGAUUGUCAGGUGAAUAA